UUGCAUCUGCACUUGGCAUCCUAAAAUUUUGCCAAAUUCCCUGAAAUCUACUCUCCAAUGGUUUGGCAUCUGGGUUGGCAAAAUUUGCCAAGUUGCCCAUCUGGGGUCCAACUCGCGCAAAUAUGCGCGCGAGUCCCGUCCGCGCAUCGCCCCCCGUCCGCACGAUCAGGUAUCCUCCCGCGCGUGGGAAACUUCCGCCAGGCCUUUCCUUUCCUCCUUGGCGCGACUUCUUUCUGUUCCCGCGACAGAACAGCGUGCGCCGCCGUCGUGACGAGUUGGCGAUCAUCUUCCUCCUCCUAGGGUUGCAGAUGGAAGAUCAUCCAUGCUGUCAUGUUCAGAUGGAUGGAGAUGCAUUCUUGACAGACAUUCUUCUCGAUGGAGAUAAUGGUGUUGUUCCUGGUUUGGAGGACCUCAAUAUUCCGUCCACACAAAACAAUCAGAGUUCUCAAGAAGUAGAACAAACUGAUGUGGAGGUGCAGGCAAGUCGCAGUUCAAAGGGUUCGAAGAGAACAAAAAAUUUUAGUGCUGACGAAGAUGAAGUUAUAUGCUCGGGCUGGUUGAACAUUAGCAAAGAUCCCAUUAAUGGGGCCAACCAAACUCGUACCUCGUUUUGGAAGAGAGUUCAUAAUUUUUUUGAGAAGCACAAGAAAACUACAGCUGCGAGGACAGAGAGUUCCAUUAUGCAUCGGUGGCUAGCAAUUCAAGCUUCUGUGAACAAGUUUUGUGCAUGCUAUGAUGCUAUUGAGGGUAGGAAUCAAAGUGGAACAACUGUCAAAGACAUGAUUUCAGAAGCACUGAAGAUGUACGAGAGAGUAGACAAGGACAAGAAGUCAUUUACUCUUAUACCUUGUUGGAACAUACUCAAGGAGGAAGACAAGUGGAAAGCCAAAAGGAUAGAAAUUGCCGAGCUAGAGAGACAAGCAAGGCUGAAAAAAAACAAGUCUUCCAAGCAGUCGAGGCCAAGGGAUGAAGAAAAAAACAACAACGAAGAAGGUGCAGAUGUUGUUGCUCAUGAAACCGAAGCUAGGAAAAGGCCAGAGGGGAUAAAGAAAGCAAAAGAAGCUGCUAGGCGAGGAGGGGGUGAAGCUUCUAUGGAGGCAUUAGACAAGAUGUGGGCGAAGAAGGAGGCCUUCGACAAGGAAAAAGAGAAAGCAAAAGAGGAGAGGUUCAUGGCUUCGCUUGAGGUAGAGAAGGCUGCACUAGAGUUAGAGAAAAAACGAGUGGAAAACAAGGCUGCACUUGAAGAAAAAAAGGUUGCACUUGAAGAAAAAAGGUGUGCACUUGAAGAAAAAAAGGCUGAAGCAGACUUGCUGAAGGAAGAAAAUGCAAUAAUGUUUGUGGACAAGAGAACUCUCGAUCCGCUGCAGUUGCAGUACAUUGAGAUGAUGCAAAAGAAAAUAAUAGCUCGUCGCAUGGAAAAUUAGUUAUAGUUUAUGUCAUUUUUUAUUCUACAAAUCCAAUUAUAUUUUAA
Molecule: messenger RNA, 1471 nt
Organism: Panicum virgatum (switchgrass)
Lineage: Eukaryota; Viridiplantae; Streptophyta; Magnoliopsida; Poales; Poaceae
Product: glutathione S-transferase T3-like
Exons: 3
Coding region: 123-1424 (433 amino acids)
Source: RefSeq, a predicted model, not a curated record